Molecule: messenger RNA, 4164 nt
Organism: Dermochelys coriacea (leatherback sea turtle)
Lineage: Eukaryota; Metazoa; Chordata; Testudines; Dermochelyidae
Product: fatty acid amide hydrolase-like
Exons: 20
Coding region: 170-2014 (614 amino acids)
Molecular function (GO): catalytic activity
Source: RefSeq, a predicted model, not a curated record
CCCGACCCCUCCCUCCUCCUCCAAUCGCCCCGCCCCGCCCCGCGCCGCGCCCUUCGCUCUUCCUCCCGUGUAAACGCCCCCCAUUGGCUCGUGCUCCCUUUCCUGCGCGAGGCGUCUCCUCCCCCUGCAGCCUCCCCGCGCCUGGCCCUGAGGGCUGCUGCGGAUCCCCAUGGCGCCGCCGCUGCUGCUGCUGCUGCUCUCGCUGGCGGCCGCGCUCCUGCUCUUCUAUCUGGGCUUCGUGCGGCGCCGCCCCGGGACCCCCCGCGCCGCCUUCCGCCGCCGGGAGCCGGGCCGGGCCGGGGACAGCGGUCACCAGCCCCCGCGGGACGCAUGGGGUCCCACGCUGGCCGGCUUCCCGCUGCGCCUCUUUGUCCAUGUGGCUAACACGGCUUUCGGGCAGUUUUGUGUAGUGCCGCUCUUAUUGAGGAUGAAUAACUUCACUCUCAUGCACUAUCUUGAUAUCCAGGAAGACCCCACAUUUAUUCCAGAGGUUGCUGCUGAGGGAAGAAAGGAAAAGCCUGAGACUAAAAACACAUUGGAAAUUCUCAAGCAGUUGAUGGAGACAAGGUCUCAUCCUGCCAACACUGGGUUCAGUUUCAAAGAGAUCCAGGACUAUCUGAACUGCUACCGGACUGGGGAGUUGACGCCCUUCCAAGUUGCUAAGAAUAUUAUCUCCUCUCUGGAGGACUGUGAGAAAUCCAGUCCCCCUCUCCGAGCAAUCGUGCAGUGGGACCGGGCGCAGAUACAGAAGAUGGCUGAAGCCUCCACUAUUCGUUACAGGAAUAAAUGCCCCCUUUCUCUUCUGGAUGGAAUCCCAGUCUGCUUGAAAGAAGAGAUUAAAGUUGUGCCUUAUCACCACCGUGCGGGAACAACAUACCUUGGGACAGAGCCAGAGACUGAAGACGCUACAGUGACCAGGAAGCUGCGGGAGGCUGGAGCGAUCAUUAUCGGGGUCUCAAACAUGCAUGAACUAGGGACUGGAACCACUGGCUGUAAUCCCAACAGAUUCCAUGGCACCACUAGGAACCCAUACAACCCCCAGCAUUUCACUGGUGGCAGUUCCAGUGGAUCAGCCGCUGCUGUAGCGGCAGGUCUUUGCCCAUUGGCUCUUGGCACUGACGGAGGCGGCUCUGUGAGGAUUCCCGCUUCUUUCUGCGGUGUUGUGGGGCUGAAAGGUACAUUUGGGCGCAUCAGUUGUCACGGCUGCCUUCCACUCUCCUACUCCACCGUCAGCCUUGGCCCCAUUUGUACGUCAGUGACCGAUGCAGCCAUUGCAUUCAGCAUCCUAGCUGAGCCAGAUCCACUGUACCCAUAUGGACUACAGCAGCCAAAACUGUCCCUGUCUGAAAUCCUCACCCCUGACCUCAAGGGCUUAAAACUGGGAGUGAACUGGACUUUUUUUAAGGCUUGUGAUCCAGAAAUUUUGGCAGUCUGCCAAAAAGCUAUAGAGCACUUGCAGGCUUUAGGUGCCUCUGUGGUGGAUGUGCCCCUGUCGGAGAUGGAGGAAGUGCGGGUGGCUCAUGUGAUCUGCAUUCUCAGCGAGAUGAGGGAUUUCCUGCAGCCUGACUUCAACACCCACUUCCAGCAAAUGAAUCUGGAGACUCUCCUUAACCUUGCUCUGGCUUCCCAGUUCACAGCUCUGGAUUAUAUUAAGGCAAAUCGGCAGAGGACUCGGAGCAUGAGCUUUUUGCGAGAGAUCUUUGCCAGCGUGAACUGUAUCCUCACCCCAGCCACCGCUUGCACUGCCCCAAGAAUCCACGACUCUGACCUCUUGACGGGGAACAAUGACGUUCUAACUACACUUCGGACCAUGAGAUACAUGCAGCUUGGAAACUUCACAGGCAUCCCGGGUCUGGUGGUGCCAGUCGGGUACACUGCCACUGGGCUUCCCAUCAGCUUUCAGGUCAUGGCAAAGUGGUGGGAUGAGGCCGUUCUUUUCCGAGUUGGCCUGAAGCUGGAGCAGUUCCGUGACGUGACCAGGAAGCCGGCCAUUUAUUACGACAUCCUUGCAUGAUGAGAGCCUCAGAAAGGAGAUGCUAUGAUUGUUCUGGUCUGAUCCGACUGAGUGUUACUGGGGAACAGAGUUGCUCCUUUUUACGUUGAUCUCAACAAGGGGUGGCGGCAGAAGCAGGGCUGUUUACGUAGUGGAAUAGUAGUUUUGUUCUAGGAUAUUUAUUCCCAGCCAGGGUCAGUGCUGCCCUCAGGUGCAGAGGCUGUAAGAGGAUACCAGUCUAUAUAUGGACAUGGGGCUAAUGGAUGGGUGCAGAAAUGCUCAUUUAUUUUUGUAGUUAGGGUAGGUUUGAGGUAUUACAUGGAUAGGACCAGUCAGGGACACUCAGCACGACUUCCUACAUAUGGGAUGCACUAGUAAAAAUCCGCUAUGGGUGCUCAGCUCCCACAGCCUUCCAUGGGAGGUGGGAGAACAUCCCUGGCUCAAUGCAGCCCAUGGUCCUUGAGUAAAUCCUUUUGCCCUAGUUACUAUAGAAAGAGGGAAUGAAACACUGCACUUUCCUGGGUGUUGUGUGUUCUGUUUUGUUUGGGCAGGGGUGGUCUUUGGUGGGGGAGGCAGCAUCCUUGCUGCAGCAGGAGAGUUUUUACACUCAGGAUAAUUUAAUAGGAUCUGGCUGCUCCUGGAGCAAGUAGGUAGUGCAUAUGAAAUGUCAUCAUAGGACCAGUCUCUCUUGCAGUGUAUGUGAUAACUAGAGAAACUAAACAAAACUCUGCAGGAACAUAGGAAAAUUAAGUCUUUUAAAGCUGCUUUUAGAUUUCUCCUGCUUUGCCCUCUCUGCUGGCAGGAUAACUUGGCAUUUAUCGUUGGUGGGGGUUUUCCCUGGGAAAUGUUAAGAACUGAGCCCUUCGUAGAGCCUGAGGUUGGGAUGCACAAACUGCAGCAGCCCAACAAGCAUGUCUAACUGCAGCAUAGCAGAAGGUAAGAGAAGGGAUGUAACUACCCAGUCCUUAUGACUGAACAGCCAGCGCCGCCUCCUAAGACAUUCGCUAAAGAGGAGCGGCCAAAGCACUGCAAGGGGAACUAAACUCUGGAACGAGGACAUGGCAGCUGUCCCUGUCUAGGAAGGAUUUUUACUGGUCCACCCUGUCAUACAUCAAAAAAAGCACACACAGUGAACCCUGUUUACCACAUUGUCACUGUUCUUGUUUCCAUGAAGGAGUUAGGCACUAAGGCCAGGCCUGGCCAAUGAUCGCAGCCUAUGGGAAAACCACCUGUCUUUAGUCUCUCAUCGGUGCCUACCUCCUCUACCCCCCGGGAUGGCUUGAGGCUUGUGCCUGCCCAUUCCUGCCGUAGUGCAUUCAGUUUAGUCACUUUAUCAGAACAAGAAAAGGCCUAGCACUAAAUCUGAGUCGGUGGUAGGGCUUCCAGCUGAGAGACUGAAGAGACAAGGCUCCUUAUGUACCCUAUUCUGUAACACACUGGACACAGAUGCACUUAAUAGAGGGAAACUCCUGGAUUCAUUCAAUAUAUUCUUCCUGUUACACCCUCACUUCCAGAAGGCUUUAAAUGUAACAUUGUUGCAGAAGCUGUUGCUGUGCUAGAGUAGGACAAGAGCCAUACUCCCAUUCCCCUGACUAAGAAAGCUGCAGCUUUCAUUGUAGUUAGCCCAUGGAAGUGGUUUUUUUUUGUUUAAAAAAAAAAAAAACAAAAAAAACCCUCAAUCCAUUUUCAUCUUCUAAAUGGCCCUGACCUUACCCCAAAGGAUUAAGACUGCUGGUUUCAUGGCAUUCAAAUGGAAAAGCACCACACUGGACCCUACUGUCUCAUCUGUCUUCAGUUCCUGCUGGGAAACCUCAGCAGUCACUGCUAAUUGCUAGCAUCAUUGGCAGUUUGAGAUAGUGAAACAGCAUUGGGUCUCUGACUGUUUUUCAGUUCCUCUUUACUGUAACUACCUAGCUAAGCAAUGAGACCUAGGCUCUGGUAUCUUCUGCUGAAGAGCAACUGAUCUUAUCACUGAUAAGUAAGUUUAUCACUUAUAAACAAGUACUUUCCCUCCUGUGACAUUAAUUCUAGUUUGGUACAUUUCUGUGGAGGGGCUGCAAGUGUAUGUAUAUUGCCUAAAGGCACCAGGAGACUUUACUAGAAUGUCCUGCAUUGGGAUGGUUGUGGAUGAUGUAUUUUCACUCAAAUAAACAAGUUCUCUCUGUCGGUGA